This is a messenger RNA of Fragaria vesca subsp. vesca, 726 nucleotides long. RefSeq lists its product as uncharacterized. NCBI's taxonomy places the organism in Eukaryota, Viridiplantae, Streptophyta, Magnoliopsida, Rosales, Rosaceae. The transcript has a single exon. Bases 1 to 726 code for a protein of 241 amino acids. The record is from RefSeq and is a predicted model, not a curated record.
AUGUCAGACAUGCAAGAGCUGGAAUUCGCUAAACUAGACAUUAAUGACAAUGGCAUGGAGUAUCUCCGAUGGGUGACUGACAUCGAAAUUGCUCUUACUGCCCAUGGCAUAACUGCAACUAUUCAGGGAUUAAAUCCUGAUCAUCUAGCCAAACUGAGUACGGCAAAGAAAGCCCAAGCACUCAGUUUGAUGAGGCGACAUAUGGAUACCUCACUCCCAUGGGAGUACAUGUCAAUCAAGGACCCCAGAGAGUUAAGGGUUGCCCUUGAGGCACAUUUUGGCAAUAUUCAAGACACCAUUCUCCCAGACUUGAAGGAGAAGUGGAACGAUCUACGCUUCUUGGACUUCAAGACUGUUGCUGAAUAUAAUUCGGAGGCUCUUUGCCUGAAAUCGAUGCUUCAGUUAUGUGGAGAGACAGUCACAGAAAGAGAUUUGAUUGAGAAAACUCUCUCAUCCUUCCCCAUCGCUGCAUCAGUAUUAUCACAGCUAUAUUUAUUGGAAUACAAUUUUCAAAGGAUCACGCAGUUUCAUCAGCUUAUCAACUUGAUGUUAGUUGCAGAGAAGCAUGAUAAUGUAUUCGUGAACAGCUAUAAUUCAAGGCCAGUUGGAACUAAGAAGGUUUAUACAAAAGGAGAGCGCAAGGAGCAGAACCCUAGGGCUAAGGGAAACUUGAAAGGACGUUUUGGUCCAUAUAACCGGCCUACGAACAAAAGAAAAUCACAAUAA